Messenger RNA from Lichtheimia ornata, 1992 nucleotides. RefSeq lists its product as uncharacterized. Bases 1 to 1992 code for a protein of 663 amino acids. Gene Ontology annotation, molecular function: protein binding. The transcript has 2 exons. Lineage: Eukaryota; Fungi; Mucoromycota; Mucoromycetes; Mucorales; Lichtheimiaceae. The record is from RefSeq and is a predicted model, not a curated record.
AUGCAAGACCUCUUUUGGGUGAAUCUCUCUCAACCGAUCCCACUCACAGCAACUCACCACCCAUGCGAUUCGAUUGUCACAGAUUCCACUCUUCGAAUUCGAGAAUGCUUGACACGCUUAACCAGUUUGCUUGAAGAACGCUCAUUGGCACUCUUGAAAUGCGCCCAUUUUGACACAGCCUUACGCGACACGAAUGCCAUCCUGAAACUCGACCCUACACGUGCUCUUGGUUACCUGCUUCAAGGGAAGCUGUAUGCGUAUUAUGGCCAACAACAAAAAGCAAUUGAGGUGUUUGACCAAGGCCUUACCAUGGCACGUGGAACGGAUGAUGGGGAACAGCAACGUAAUCAGCAGCAGCUAUUGACGGCUAAAGCAGAUGCAGAGUUGAUGCAGCAAAAGGGUGUGGAUUUCAUCAGCAAGCUACCAUUGGAUGUUGUAUCGACCAGCAUUGUACCUUUAUUGAUGGAUGAUGAGAAAUGGAAUCUAAGAAAGCCAUGUCCGUAUCUUCAAGUAUCCAAGUGUUGGCGUGAGCGAUUUGCACGUGGCAAGCUGUGCUAUGUGAUUGAUGACAACGAACCCUAUCCAGCUCAGGUUGUUUCUUUAUGUGACAACGUUCAUUCUAUGGAGAUCUGCAAUAACAAUCCACAUGAAGGCUAUGGUGUCUUGGGACAGCUGAGUACUUUACGGCGGAUGUGGGUUGCAAGGAUUUCACCAAUUAACGAAUCGAAUUUCCUCUCUUGUUUACGCAAAGUGGGUGCUUCUUUGCAUGACUUGGAGAUAUGGUUGACACAAGGAGCUAUGCUGAAUGUACGAGAUAUCAUGGAACGGUGUCCUCAUCUUUCAAGGCUGAUUACUUACCAGGUGUCGAGUGCCGACUUGCUAUCAACAUUGCAUCCUUAUCCACACUUUAUGCGACCUAUGCCAUCCCUUGUCACCCUUGAGCUUUGCGAGUUGCGUCACCCAGUCAACCACCAACAUGCCCUUUCAUUGCUGCAACAUUAUCCAUCAUUGCAGUCACUCACCCUCUAUCCAUGCCAUGAUUCUGAUCUCCUUCCAAUGAUACACCAGCAUUGUCCUUCAUUGCAGUAUUUGGUAAUCAGUACGCAAUCCUCAAUAGUACCACCACCACCACGGCAGCGCAAAGACAAUCAACAUGGAUUACGAUCCAUUUUUGUUCAAGAUGAGAAUGCUCAGUAUUACAACAUUGAAGACAUUCGACAGUGCAUGAUGACCCACAACGCUACGCUUGAAUCAGUAACGAUCUUGGUUGGUACUUUGCGUGAUGAUCCAGAUCCACCAACAGCAUUACAGUUUCCACAACUACGAUACCUGAGCUAUGCAUUUAGUGAACGCCAUGGACCCCCGUUAUUUGGAUGGUGGAUGCCUUAUCAUACACCAAUACUGGAACAUGUGGAAUUGACCAACGACACCCUUAGGCGAUCUCCCAGCCUACGUGAAGCGCUUUGCAGCAUGGUACGGAUUAGAACCCUCGGGAUUCAUGCGGCUCAUGGUGACAUUCAACCACUUUUACAAUUGAUUGAAACGAUGGAACAUCAUGGAUGCCUUGAACAACUCGUUAUUUCUCCUGCAUCGCUUCCUAUGAGGGACGACACGAUGAGACGCAUAAUCAGCAAAUUGACACAUCUCAAACGUUUGUCGCUUGGAAAAAGGGUGAUAACAUCAAGACAUGAAUUGUUCAACUAUGUGAUGCUCCAUCUUGCUACCCGUUGUCAUCAUUUAUGUGAAUUGGACAUUCAAGCUGAUACGGCAGGUCUCAAUACGGGUUUAUUGGUUCUAUCUACAUUGGAUCACCUUGAGCGCAUUGCACUCUCAGCUAUGGAUCUUUCUACUCAUGGUAUUAUGGCUUUGGAAAAAUUUCCACGGUUACGGCACCUCAUCCUUUAUGGCACUCGGAAUCCAGAAUUGAAGCAUGAAUUGGAACGAUUGCGACAAACCCAUCCCCAAUUGAAAAUAUCAUGGCGUGACAUUUGA